Messenger RNA from Malus domestica (apple), 4482 nucleotides. RefSeq names its product serine/threonine-protein kinase TIO-like. NCBI's taxonomy places the organism in Eukaryota, Viridiplantae, Streptophyta, Magnoliopsida, Rosales, Rosaceae. Gene Ontology annotation, molecular function: protein binding; ATP binding; protein kinase activity. The record is from RefSeq and is a predicted model, not a curated record. Gene Ontology annotation, cellular component: cytoplasm. Gene Ontology annotation, biological process: protein phosphorylation.
AGCGGGAAAAAUCCACAAAAACCUGACCACUCUCUCACCAUCAGUCCAGCCUUUACCAAUUUUCAAAUCUCUCUCUCUCUCUCUCUCUCUCUCUCUCUCUCUCUCUCUCUCUCUAACUUGAGUUCCAGGUUUGGUUGAGUUUGCAUUUGGGAAUUGCAUCAAUUUUCAAUUAAACCAGCUCGAAGAGGCUUCCGGAGUUAACUGGACCGAAAAGGGUACAUAUAUAAAGCCGUGGGUUCAAAAGAUGGGAGUCGAGAACUACCAUGUGAUUGAGCUUGUAGGUGAAGGUUCCUUUGGGAAGGUAUACAAGGGAAGGCGAAAGCACACCGGUCAGACCGUUGCAAUGAAAUUCAUCAUGAAGCAUGGCAAAAGUGACAAAGAUAUCCACAAUUUAAGACAAGAAAUUGAGAUCCUACGAAAGUUGAAGCACGAAAACAUCAUUGAAAUGCUUGAUUCCUUUGAAAGCCCACAAGAGUUCUGUGUUGUCACAGAAUUUGCACAAGGUGAACUAUUUGAAAUUCUUGAGGAUGAUAAGUGCCUUCCUGAAGAACAAGUUCAAGCUAUUGCAAAGCAGCUGGUGAGGGCAUUGCAUUAUCUGCAUUCCAACCGUAUCAUCCAUCGUGACAUGAAACCACAAAACAUUCUCAUUGGUGCUGGUUCUAUUGUUAAGCUCUGUGAUUUUGGGUUUGCACGUGCAAUGUCCACAAACACUGUUGUUUUGCGAUCCAUUAAAGGUACUCCUCUGUACAUGGCACCUGAACUAGUACGGGAACAACCUUACAACCACACUGCAGAUCUCUGGUCUCUUGGAGUAAUAUUAUAUGAAUUAUUUGUAGGCCAGCCUCCCUUUUAUACAAACUCUGUAUAUGCACUCAUCAGGCACAUUGUCAAGGAUCCAGUUAAAUAUCCUGACAACAUGAGUCCAAGUUUUAAAAACUUUCUUAAGGGACUGCUCAAUAAGGUACCUCAAAAUCGAUUGACUUGGCCAGCUCUUCUGGAACACCCAUUUGUUAAAGAGACUCCUCAUGAACUGGAGGCUAGGGAAAUGCGUUCAGCUACUGCUGCAGAUAGGGGAUGUGUUGCGGCAUGGAGGGGUGAAGGAAACAAAGUUCAAACAUCAGUUGUGGCUGUUUCAUCUCCUGUCCACUCUCCAGCUUCUUCAGAGAACAACAGUGGAAUAAGUUUUCAGAAUGAUGCUCAAGCAAAUACUCCUGAAUCCACAACAGUCAAUUCUUCCCCAAAUGAGUUCCCAGGAUUUGCAAAUCCUAAUGAAGUUAAACAGUCAGGUUUCCAAAUUUUGGACAGAUUGGAAAAUAACUCUCGUACAGUCAAAGGUGCACAAAUAAUAAGUCAAGAUAAUGAAGCAUUAGCACAUGUUUUGGUACCACUAAAAAGAUGCUCCAAUGGACCCCCAAAUUCUUGCAAGGAUGAAGAUAUUAUUAAUUCAAACCAGUCUUUGAGAAUCCUUUCAAACUUAGUUGCAGCUGGUGCCUUCCAGUCCAGCGGACUGCUUGAUGAAAUAAUACACGAACUUCUUGCUUACACUGCCAUCAUUGUGAGCAUGAAAUCUUCUGAAGUAAAUGAGUUAAAGGCGAAGAGUUUCUCAGUGAUUAAAAUUUUGGUUGACAAUGCUGGAAGCAGCAUUGGUGGCUCAUAUUUCAGGCACUGGGUUGCCUUAUCUGAUAUUUUUUCACAGGUUGUGGAUUGUAGUGAAGAUGCAUCUGGAAGAGUUCUGUAUGAGUCCAUUGCUUGCAUUACUAUCAUGUUAAGAAGAGUCACUCAGGGCCUUAAAUCUUUUUCCUCAACCUCUGAUCCUAAUGAAGCACUGAAACAGAUUCUGGAUCACGCUAAAAGAUCUGGUUUAGUGGACCAACUUUGUCUCUGCUUAGUAACCGCAGGGUCAAGUCUUAUUUCAGGCUCUUCAAAUAUGCUGCGUGCAGCUUGUGAAGCAUGUGUGGCAAUUUGGUUUCUGAUAGAUGCAUCAGAAAAUCUUUGUAUGAAAAGAAAUGCCUAUUUAUUCCCGCUAAACACUAUGCGCCGGCCUUCACCCCAACUUGACAUUAGGGAUCAAGAUCAAGGUUCUUUGAUUGGGACAGAAGCAUCAAAACUUGUUGCUGUAGUUACAAGAGCAUUCCUUAGAUCAAAAGCAGUACAAGUUGCUAUCCAUUAUUGCCUUCACCAACGACUUGAAGCUUCACUGUAUGCUGUCAUUCAGUUGUUGUUGAGGUGCUGCUUGCAUAAUGGAAUUGUUCCAGGUGUUCUAUGUGGCCUGCCUACUUCCCUACCUGUAACUACUGUUGUUAGUGGCGGAGGUGAUGGAACCAUUAUUUCAGAGAUAUUCUCUUUGUUGUCUUUGUGCAUUUCGUCUCAAAAUAAAGAUCCCCAAGCAGUUGAGACAACCACCUUCAUGAGCAAAUUAACCAAUCCCACUACCUUGGUUCUGCAUUCAUGCCUCAUCCUUGCAACAGUUGCACAAUGUUUGAAGGCAACUGGAAGAAAUUCUGCACUAUUUAUGCUAACGACCUCUCCAAAGAAGCAGCUUUCUCGACUUUCUGUCCUUUCUCAUCAUUUUUCUUCUGAAGAGAGCAAAAAUGCCUCCUUUCAAGCUCAUACUUCAUCAGCCAUGCUGGCACUGGCUUCUAUUUUGUUCCUUGAAUCUGGCAGUUCUGUUGAGUCUUCUAUCUUUGAGGUAGCAGUGCCCUUGAUUCCUAAAAGUGCCAUGCUAUGUGAAUACCUGAAGCUUUCAUCAGGCAAAGGAAAUGAAUUGCGUUUGAAUGGCCCCAGUGGUGCUCUCUCAUACUGGCAUGGUCUAAGGGAUGGAUGUGUUGGCUUGCUGGAGUCCAGACUGAGGUGGGGAGGACCCUUAGCUGUUAAACAGCUGUGUGCAAGCAAUAUCCCUCUGCUUCUAGUGGAUUUGUUAGCCAACAACCAACCAGAAGUUGACAGCACCAAUGAUCAAGUUGGGCUUUCCCCUAUAGGAGUCGUAUGGACAGUAUUGUCAAUAUGUCAGUGCCUUUCCGGUGGAGCCUUAACUUUUCGGCAGAUUCUGCUUAGAUGUAAUCAUAUCAAGCUCAUCUCUGACUUGAUAUCUGAUAUGCAUCUCAAGCUUGUAAAGUCCUGGGUUGGGCCUGGUGGAGGGAAGGAUGGUGUAAGAGAUAUAACAAACGCAGUAAUUGAUGUCUUGGCAUUUCCUUUUGUGGCCGUACAGAAUGUUCCAGGAUUGCCAUCAACCACUGCUUCAGUGAAUAGUGGGGCCCUUCUCAACCUGGGUUCACCAGGUGUGAGAGUUGGCAUGGAAGACAAAGACAUGGUGAAAGUAAUUGAAGAAGACCUUGGAAAGUAUAUUAAAAACCUUUUGGAGGUAGGAGUGCCAGGCAUCAUUCUUUGGUGUUUAGAGCACUUGGACUUAAAGGAUAUGGGAAGGCCUGUGGCCUUCCUUGCAAAAAUGAUUGGUUACCGACCAUUGGCAGUUCAACUUGUGGGUAAAGGCUUGUUGGAUCCUAAAAGGAUGAGAAGAUUGCUCGACUGUUCAAGCCCAAGAGAGGUGAUGCUGGAUGUUCUGAUGAUUGUUUCUGAUUUGGCUCGCAUGGACAAGGGAUUCUACGAAUACAUUAAUGGAGCAUCUGUAUUGGAGUUCUUCAAGGAAUUUCUUACCCAUGAAGAUCCUAAUGUGCGCUCAAAGGCUUGCAGUGCUCUAGGAAAUAUGUGCCGGCACAGCUCCUACUUUUAUAGUUCCCUAGCAAGGCAUCAAAUCAUUGGUCUCCUUAUUGAUCGAUGUUCUGAUCCAGAUAAACGGACACGGAAAUUUGCUUGCUUUGCUAUUGGGAAUGCUGCCUACCAUGACAAGAUAUUAUAUGAAGAGCUACGAAGAUCUAUACCCUCUCUUGCGAAUUUGUUGGUUUCGUCCGAAGAAGACAAGACUAAAGCAAAUGCUGCAGGUGCACUAAGCAAUCUCGUCCGCCACUCCGACCAGCUUUGCGAAGAUAUUGUGUCUAAGGGAGCCAUGCAGUCUCUACUGAAGUUGGUGGCUGAUUGUUCUGUGGUGGCACUCAACCCGCCGGGUAGGAAAGAUUCAGUAAACGAGUCACCUCUGAAAAUAGCUCUGUUCUCAUUGGCAAAGAUGUGUUCGCAUCAGCCCUGCAGACAAUUCCUCCGUUCAUCACCGCUGUUCUCUGUGAUCGGACGCCUUCGGCAAUCUCCGGAAUCAACAAUUGCCAACUAUGCCUCCCUUAUUUUCACCAAAGUUGCUGAUUCUUGAUACAGAUUAAGGCUCAUUACCACUAAUCAGCAGAUCGCCUUCACCGGCGAAUUUCGAAAAAUGGGGCUUGCAAAUGCAAGAAAGUUGGCUGACUUUGAGGUAUGUAUGUAUGCAUGUGUAUGGACCCUUUGUUUAAUUAAGUCAUCGGAAAAUUAUUUCUUGUUCAUUCUUCUCUUCUGUGGAGGCUGUUUCCUAAAUUCCCUUUCUGGUUAGUUUUUCUUGCA